ACGAUGCAUUCAUUCUACUCAAGAUGGUCUUGAAAUAAGAGCCGAGACUGUGAAUACCGGCCUAAAGUUUGUUUAACAUAAGCCCUCUGUUACGUCAGUAUUAUAAACAUUGAGAACAUUAAAGAAAGUGAAAGUUUAUGCAAAGAUGAGCGCAAUAUAUAAAAUGCAUGAUGCGGGUUUAUUGUUUCAACUGUAAAAAUAACUGUAAAGGAAUUCCUAAUAUGCUACACCAACAAUAACGCGAAAGUGUAACUCAAUUAAUACGUUUAAAAAUUAGAUUAUACAAUUUGUUUUUCUAUAAAAAAUUUUAAGGAUAUAUUUACAAUAUAAGGAUGUAUUUACAAUACAGAAAAAAAAAAACAGCGAUCGAAGUUGCGCGUAUUAAGCUUUUCGUUUAGAUAAUCUAUUACCGUUUGAAUUUACAUAAUUAGAGACUGUCGGUUUAAUUUCACGUUUGUAUACACGUAAGAUCUCUCCGAAUAUGAAAGUUUUGAAAGCAGUCGAGUGAACAAUGAAAUAAUCUUGGGUGUUCUGCAUCCCACAUUUCCUAAGCGAGGCGUAAUUGUCACAGUUAGAGAGGAAGAUUAGGAGCAGAUCGACGCAAUUACCAUACUUAUAAUAUCUGCCAAACACACUUUCUCGCGGCCCUAAACAUGAGGGCGACCCGCAGCUUUUUAAUUUUGUCGGAGAGCCUAUGCGGUGUCACCUCAUUUUCGUUCUGAUCACGACGCGGUAACGAUGGGCUCCCUCAUCAUUGUCCUAACAGCCUUCGCUGUAUAUUGCAGUGAGGUGUAUUGCGACACACUUCCGACUAAGAUCGCUAAACCAGAGGAUACCGUUCUCGUCGAGAGGAACAACAGCAGUCAAAAUGCGACGAUUGAGAAGGAAAGCGUUUGGAAAGUUCUCAGUCUGUCGAAACGCAAACCGAAAAUGGAAGAAACUAGGAGUCUAGACGGGACAAACGGCGAGACGGACCGAAGAAAAGGACGAUUUCUGAAUAGUUUAGCCUUUCUAACUGGCCUCAGCUUCGGUGGAUUAGCCAACGCGGCAUCCUCCACCAUGAAGAAUAUCGCUAAGAUACCGCAGGUGUUGAGCAUAAACCUAGGCUCUUCCAAAACCUCGCCGUACUUCACCGCCUAUUACAGCCAAUAUCCCGCUCUGAUACCUUAUCCGUUCUUUUAUCCCGGUCUCAUCGGACUCGACGGCGCGAAGCCUCAGACGUCGCAAAGCGCCGAUCUGACGCCGCAACUGAUAAACCUGUUCGACAACAAACCGAUCGAUCUCGAGAACAACGAGGAUUAUUCAGACGCGGGCAACGGGGCUGAUGAUCGCAUAAGAUUGCAGGAUCGAAACGCGGAAGAGAAGGGUACGAUACGCGGAUGCAAAGAGGGCCAACGAAAAAGCAGCAAUGUGAAAGGAACGAACAGAGAGCGUGACUAUUUCAACACCGUCAAUUUGCGCCAAACUUCGAAUUUUCAAGGUACAAAUCAGACCACUACCACCACCACCACUAUUCGACCAAAUAUAACUACAACAAUUCGACCUGACAAUACAACGCAUCACCACCAUCACCAUCAUCAUCAUCAUCAUGGCCAUAAGGAAUAUGGUCAUAAGGAAUAUGGUCAUAAGGAACAUAAUCACUUCCCUGGAUAUUACGGUGGAUAUCCACAGAAUAUACAACACGUGGAAUUCACAACGCAACCGUACAGCCCGAUCAGCUACAACGCACCGUAUGAACCUCCUAAUUUUUAUAACGACGACAAAUUUAUUUAUCCGGGUCUUAAUCCACCUUUUUCCGCGCCCGAUCAGACAAACGAAUUCGUAAGCACGGAUUUUAGCCGAGCGUAUUUGGGAUAUCAGCCACUAAAUAGCAGCGAUGGUUUUAAACCCCUAGUAUAAGUUACAUUUUUUAUAUUUCCAAUAUAAGUUCUAUUUUUUAUACUCCUAAUAUAAGCUAUAU
Molecule: messenger RNA, 1960 nt
Organism: Wasmannia auropunctata (little fire ant)
Lineage: Eukaryota; Metazoa; Arthropoda; Insecta; Hymenoptera; Formicidae
Product: probable serine/threonine-protein kinase fhkB
Exons: 3
Coding region: 739-1899 (386 amino acids)
Source: RefSeq, a predicted model, not a curated record